This is a messenger RNA of Anolis carolinensis (green anole), 2018 nucleotides long. It is a transcript of the gene gnl3, whose product is annotated as G protein nucleolar 3. Gene Ontology annotation, molecular function: GTP binding. The record is from RefSeq and is a predicted model, not a curated record. Bases 132 to 1811 code for a protein of 559 amino acids. Gene Ontology annotation, cellular component: nucleolus. Lineage: Eukaryota; Metazoa; Chordata; Lepidosauria; Squamata; Anolidae. The transcript has 15 exons.
AGGGGGACAAAGAGGAGGGGCGGAGCGUGCUUUACGGUAGCACCAGCUGCGCAGGCGCAAAGCUUUCCUUUCUGUCGCACGUGGAGAAAGGAAGGCAGGCGGAAGGAAGAGAAGCAGCAGCAGCAGCCAUCAUGAGGCGGCCUAAGUUGAAGAAAGCCAGUAAACGCAUGACCUGCCACAAACGUUUUAAAAUACAGAAAAAGGUACGAGAACACAAGAGAAAACUCAAGAAGGAAGCCAAGAAGCGUGGCCAUAAAAAACCAAAGAAAGAUCUGGGAAUUCCCAAUUCUGCACCUUUUAAGGAAGAAGUUCUUCGAGAAGCUGAACAAAGAAAACAAAGGCGUGAAGAACUGAAACAGAAGCAAAAACUUGAUCGGCAGAAAGAGCUGGAAAAGAAACGUUCACAGCAAAAAAAUAAAAAGGAUGUUGGUGAAGUAAUGCGAGAUGAAAAGAAAUCAAAGAAAAAGCAAAAAUUGAAGUCAAAUCAGGAGAGUUCUAAAAAUUCAAAGAAACAUUUUUACCAGGAACUGAGAAAGGUGAUUGAGGCUUCUGAUAUAGUGCUAGAAGUCUUAGAUGCGAGAGAUCCUUUAGGCUGUCGAUGUCCCCAAAUAGAACAACUUGUUAACCAGUCGAAUGGAAAGAAAAAGUUAAUGUUAAUUUUAAAUAAAAUUGAUCUAGUACCGAAAGAGAACUUGGAGAAAUGGCUGACUUAUUUAAAUAAAGAACUUCCAACUGUUGCUUUUAAAUCUUCAAUGCAGCUAAAAGACAAAACUGUGCAACAGAAAAAGCAUACUAAAAGACAUGGUGUCUACACUGAGUUAACAAGAUCAAGCCUGUGCUUUGGGAGCGAAUGCCUUCUCAAACUCCUUCAAGAACAUAGUACGGGUAAAGAAAAAGCUAUACAAGUUGGCCUGGUAGGUUUCCCCAAUGUAGGGAAAAGCAGUAUCAUCAAUAGCCUGAAAGAAAUGCGUGCCUGCAACGUGGGACCAGAGAGAGGCCUUACUAAGUCUAUGCAAAUAGUUCACAUUGACAAGACUAUCAAGAUGUUAGAUAGUCCAUGUAUUAUUGCAGCACCUUCCAACUCUGCUCUUAUUCUGGCACUGAGAAGUACUACAGAUUUUGAUGGAGAAAAUUCAGUUAAUUCCAUAGAUGCCAUUCUGAAGCACUGCAGCAAACAGCAGAUAAUGCUACACUACAACAUGCCAGAUUACAGAAAUACUUUGGAAUUUUUAACUCUACUUGCUCGGAAGAGAGGAAUGCUCAAAAAGGGGGGUCUUGCUGACACAGAGGGUGCCGCUGCAUUAUUUAUCUCUGAUUGGACAGGAGCCAGAGUAAGCUACCAUUCACGACCGCCUGCAACAUGGAACCUGCCUCCUCACCUUUCUGAUCAAGAUGCUGUAGCAGCACUGCAGCAGUUUAAUACUCAGGAUUUGGAAGAAGGUAACAGAAGCACCAUAAAAGAUAACAAAUACCCAAGUCCAGCAAGCAGUAUUCUUUUUCAAUCACCUGGCUUCACGGAUGGCAUAACAGAAGACCAAGACCUGCCAGAGGAAGUAUUGGAACAAGAGAACAUAGAAGGAAGUGAAGAUGAAGAAGAAGACAACUUCACUGAAGAUGAGAGGAAUGAAGGAGAAAGUGAUUUUGAAGAUAUGGAAGCGGAAAAUGACAGGAUAAAGAAUGACAAAACUACAAUUGAAAAACUGGAUGCAAAGAAUGCAAACAUGGAAAUAUUACCUACAGGUACACAAGUUGAUAUAGAUAAGACUGCUGACAUGGAUGAUGCAUAUGAUUUUAACACAGAUUAUAUAUAAAGAGAGUAUCUGAAGUUUCUGAGUACUGUAGCCUUUUGGAAGCUAAAGAGGCCUUCAUGGAGACUCUACACCCCUACAGUGUCUUUUUUUCAGUUGCUGAACAACUGACUCAUGUAAAUACUGUAUAUAAUAUAAAACACCUACCUAGAAAUAAAUCACUUGUUGUAAAUUGCAUUGAAAUAAAUAACAUUGCUUUUUUUAGCUUCA